AUGAUGAUGAUGGUUGUUGUGCUGAUGAUGGUGGUAGUGAUGCUGCUGCUGCUGCUGAUGCUGCUGAUGCUGCUGCUGCUGCUGCUGAUGAUGAUGGUGAUGGUUAUGUUGCUGCUGAUGCUGGUGAUGGUGGUGAUGCUGCUGAUGCUGCUGGUGCUGCUGAUGCUGGUGAUGGUGGUGAUGCUGGUGAUGAUGAUGAUGAUGGUGAUGCUGCUGAUGCUGCUGCUGCUGCUGAUGAUGAUGGUGUUGAUAGUGAUUAUGAUGAUGACGAUACUGUUGCUGUUCCUGCUGCUGUUGCUGAUGCUGCUGAUACGGCUGCUGCUGAUGCUGUUUCUGCUGUUUCUGCUGUUCUUGGUAUUCUCAAACCCAGCUCUUCAGGCUCUGCUGGUGUUGGUGAAGAAACAGCCGCCACGCGACGGAGCCAAGCUGCUCGUCAUCGGCACCACAUCAGAGCCGGAAUUCAUCCGUGUGUGUGAGUCUGGGGUGUUAGAUACAAUCCCAGUGAAGCAGCUCAUUAUGGUGACGGAGAUGGCGGCGGAGAAGUGUAAACCAGGUGUGUGA
Eimeria mitis is the source of this 561-nucleotide messenger RNA. Its product is annotated as N-ethylmaleimide-sensitive factor, putative. NCBI's taxonomy places the organism in Eukaryota, Apicomplexa, Conoidasida, Eucoccidiorida, Eimeriidae. The transcript has 4 exons. The coding region runs from base 1 to 561 and encodes 186 amino acids. The record is from RefSeq and is a predicted model, not a curated record.